CCGACCCACCGCUUCACACACGCACUCUGCUUCUCACAUCCAUUCAGCUCGAUUCCGCAUCGUUGGCCGAAGAUGACCGUGACCAUUACGGGGCCAUCCACGAGCCUAACCUCCACCAACCGCGGAGAGUAGAACCGGAGCAGAGGAGAGAGAGAGAGAGUAACCCACCUCUCUCGUCUCUCCCCAUCAUCUGCGUCAAUCCUCUGGACUGCAUACCGACAGCUGAAGACACAGCGAUUUCUGCUGAAAUCUAGCCCUCACCCACAAACACUCUUCUGCUUUUAGCUCUCAAGCCGCGUCUCGUCGGGGUAUUGUGGAAGUAAUUUCACACAAGGAUUUUUUCUGAUCUGUAUUCACUUAAAAUGGAUAAUAUAAACGUGGAGUCGGUGGAGAAGGAGUGCGGGGCGCUUGGUGGAUUAUUCCAGGCGAUUGUCAACGAUAUGAAGUGUUCAUAUCCUGUCUGGGAAGACUUCAGUGCCAAGGCCACCAAGCUGCACUCUCAACUCCGAACCACGGUUUUAGCAGCAGUUGCAUUUCUGGAUGCCUUUCAGAAGGUGGCAGACAUGGCGACCAACACAAGAGGUGCCACCAGAGACAUCGGAUCAGCGCUGACCCGCAUGUGUAUGAGGCAUCGCAGCAUUGAGGCUAAACUACGCCAUUUUACUAAUGCUUUGAUGGAGAGCCUGAUCACUCCGCUACAGGACCGUAUUGAAGACUGGAAGAAGACAGCCAAUCAACUAGACAAGGACCAUGCCAAAGAGUACAAACGGUCUCGUCAUGAAAUAAAGAAGAAAUCUUCAGACACCAUGAAAUUACAGAAGAAAGCCAGGAAAGAGCUACAGGGCCGGGGGGACUUUCAGCCACAGCUGGACAGUGCAAUGCAGGAUGUGAAUGACAUGUACCUGCUGAUGGAGGAGACGGAGAAACAGGCGGUGCGGCGUGCUCUAGUGGAGGAGAGAGGACGCUUUUGUACCUUCAUCAGCUUCCUGCAGCCUGUAGUGAAUGGAGAGAUUGCCAUGUUGGGAGAGAUCACUCAUCUCCAGGCCAUUAUUGAUGAUCUCACCGUGUUAACCUCAGACCCCCACAAACUGCCCCCAGCCAGUGAGCAGGUAAUAAAAGAUCUUAAGGGUUCUGAUUACUCUUGGUCCUACCAGACUCCCCCCUCUUCUCCCAGCAGCUCCGGCUCCAGGAAAAGCAGCAUGUGCAGCAGUGUAAACAGCACCCAUAGUAGCGCCUCUCGAUCCUCUGGUGGCUCUCAGACUCACUCACCCAGUUCGUCCUGUCGCUACCGCAGCCUGGCCCAACCGCUAACAACCGCUGCACACCGCCUCAGCAGCGUCUCCUCCCACGACUCCGGCUUCAUCUCCCAGGACGCCAACGUCUACUCCAAACCCCCAUCACCCAUGCCCUCCGAUAUAACCAGCCAGAAGUCGUCAAGUUCAGCGUCCUCAGAAGCAUCUGAGACCUGCCAGUCAGUUAGUGAGUGUAGCUCUCCAACCACAGACUGGUCCAAGGUAGGUUCCAGUGAGCAGCCGCUGACCAGCACACUUCAGAGGAGGAAGGAGCCUCUGGAUAGGCUGAGGGAGGCAGAAACCUCUCCUCAGUCACAGGGGUAUACUGGGAUGCAUUCAGAAGACCCCCAGAGGCCAAGGAUGAACCCGGCCACUACAGCUGCCAAGCAUGGUGAGGAGGUUUCCCCAGCUGCUAGUGAUCUAGCUAUGGUCCUGACACGAGGCCUCAGCAUGGAGCAGCAGAAGAGCAGCCGAGACUCUCUUCAGUACUCUAGUGGAUACAGCACUCAGACAACCACCCCAUCCUGCUCUGAAGAUACCAUCCCCUCACAGGGCUCCGAUUACGAUGGUUACUCAGUGAACGGAGAUACUGAGGCCGACGGUCAGGCUGAAUUUGAUAAAUCCUCCACAAUUCCCCGUCACAGUAAUAUCGCCCAGAACUACCGCCGCAUGAUACAGACUAAGCGUCCCGCCAGCACAGCAGGCCUGCCCAGCGGAAUGGGUGCUCUGGGCGGACCACUCGGCGGAGGGGGCGGUAUUCCCGGUACGGCCACCAUUCGCCGAACGCCGUCUACGAAGCCCGGGGUGAGGCGCACCCUCUCCAACGCUGGCCCUAUUCCUAUACGCCCACCCAUCGUGCCAGUCAAGACCCCCACUGUGCCUGACUCACCCGGCGGGUACACUGGCCCUCCUGCCCGUGUGGGCAGUGAAGAAUGUGUCUUUUAUGUGCCGGAUGACGCCUCCCCGGUAGCGCUGGAGUACGUGAAGGCCUCUCCGAAGCGGCUGAGCCUGCCUAACACUGCCUGGGGCUCAGGGGGCGUAGGCGGCUUAGAGAUGAGCGUCUACAGCCAACCGGGUGAAGAAGAUCACCUGCUGGCUGCCAAUCGCCACAGUCUGGUGGAGAAGAUCGGGGAGCUGGUGGCCAGCGCUCACGCAUUAGGUGAGGGCCAGUUCCCUUUCCCCUCGCUUCCAAACCAGCCCCCGCCGGGCCCCGAGUCCCAACUCGAUCCCGAAGCGCCCCAGGAGGGUGAGGACAUGCUGAGGUCUAUUCGUCGAGGGGUGCGACUGCGCAAAACCGUCUCCAAUGAUCGCUCAGCGCCCCGGAUUUUGUGAUGCCUCUUGGAGAGAUGGGAGAAUAUAAGCGAAGUAACCCAGAAAAAAAACUUCACAAUGACUCUUUAGAAAAUGAGAUAUGAAAAAGAGGAUUAAAAAAUUAAAUGUUUAAAGUCAUUAUAGAAAAUCAUGAAUAACAGUAAUGAAAAAAAGUAAAUGAUAUGUAACUGCAGGCUCAGGCCACUAUAACUCUUAGCGUGUCCGAACGCAUGUUUGUCUUAUUAACACGCCCAUCACCGCGGGAUAGUUGAACUUUAGUGAGACAAUUAACUACUGACAGAAAAAGGGACCAGGAUGUCCGCAUGGUCCCUGUAGAAUAACGGCCCUCCCCAAAUUAUGGACCCCAGGAAUCAGUGCUGGAGAAGCUCACGGGGUACGCAGGGGCUCGUCACAAAUUCUUGCCCUCCACAACGCUCUCGCUAACCCCGCCCUCACCUCCAGUAAAAUUGACAUCACAUCCUGAAAGUCUUGUGGUAUCGCUGUUGUGUGUUGGUCUGCAGUCUGGAGGUGAGCAGGGCUCUGCUGCAGGUCAGCUCGUGGUUGCGUAGAGGGACAGGAUUUAUCUUUUGUUUGUACACUUCCGUUGUCUUGUUUGUUUUAUUUACAAGCAGUUAAUCACCUCCUAGCUCCUAAGAGUAGGAAACGUUCAUGUCAGGUAUUUGGCUUUUUGUAGAUUUAGGGUGAAAAACCACCAUGAUAAUGUGGAGCAAUAAUGCUUUUUUCCUUUUUUUUUUCCUUUGAUGGGGGAAGGUUUCGAAGAUCAGCUUGUAAUAAAGUUGUGCGUUUUUGAUGUUCAGGUAUCUUUGGGGAAGCAGAUGCUUUCGAAGACUUCUUGUUGAGUCUAAUUAUGGCUUAUUUAAAAAGAAAAUGAGAAAUAGAAAGGAUGCAGAGCACUUUUAAUGCGUAGUUUUGACCACUAAUUGUCACUGUGGCCACACUGUGUGUGGUGAAUGCUGUGAGACGCCGCGGUCACAUGCCCUGGUACAUAGGGAGACGAAUGCGUGUAGCAAUGUUAUGAUAUAGGAAAAAAGAGAGAGAUGGGAUGUGAAGCAGAGAUGGACGUAAGAAGAAUGAUUUGGCAACACUUUGCAGUAGGAUCAAUUUGUUAACAGUAUUAAUUAAUGUAUUAGGUAUCACAAACUAACAAACAGAAUUUAUUCAUCUAGAUUAAUGUUAAUUUCUACUUAUUCUUGUGCAUUUUUUAUAUUUCAAGUGGUAUAAAUUAGCAUCGGCUAAUGUAUUAUGAACAAACAAUAGUACACUGCCAUUCAAAG
Molecule: messenger RNA, 3898 nt
Organism: Sinocyclocheilus anshuiensis
Lineage: Eukaryota; Metazoa; Chordata; Actinopteri; Cypriniformes; Cyprinidae
Gene: mtss2b
Product: MTSS I-BAR domain containing 2b
Exons: 15
Coding region: 363-2624 (753 amino acids)
Biological process (GO): plasma membrane organization; cell projection assembly
Cellular component (GO): cytoplasmic side of plasma membrane; actin cytoskeleton
Molecular function (GO): actin binding; phospholipid binding
Source: RefSeq, a predicted model, not a curated record